This is a messenger RNA of Cuscuta epithymum, 454 nucleotides long. Lineage: Eukaryota; Viridiplantae; Streptophyta; Magnoliopsida; Solanales; Convolvulaceae. The record is from the annotation of a GenBank genome assembly.
CAAGAAAUAGAGAGAGGAACCUUAGCAGCCGUCUCCCCUCUUUGUAGGGGUUGAGAUUUUCCGUCGCCCCUAUCAAUAUGGGAUUGGAGCGGCAGAUGAUACUACUUUUAUGUGUUCUAGCGCUUGGGAUUGCAACUACGUUGGAGGAGAUAUCGUUGGCGGAUGAACGAGAUGCGGCUGGGAGGCUGGAUCGUGAAGCCUUAGUCGACCAUUCCGACGGUGGUGGACUAGUGGAAUUGGUAUUCACCCAUAUUGUAAGAGCUCGUCCUCCUCUGGAACCACCUCCAUACCAGGAAGAGCUUUGUGGAAAGAUUUUAUUUCAGUAUUAUUUUCUCUUUAGUAGCACUUAUUUCUAUUUUAGUCUAAGUAGAUUUGGUACGAAUGUUUGGAUUUUUGGAGUUCUUUUGAUAGACAGGGGGUUUGGCUCCGAUUGUUUUAGGCCUAAAUUUGCCCG